AUGGCUUGGUUGCUUAGCUUGUUCUUUUUCUUUCUCGUCUCUUCUGUUACUGCUUGUGAUCGUUGUAUUCAUCGGUCCAAAGCUACUCAUUAUUAUGGAGAUUCACCUACUUCAUAUGGAGGAGCAUGUGGUUAUGGGGAUUUGGCAUUGGAAUUUACCAAUGGCUACUUUUCAGCUGCUGUGCCUUCUCUAUACAAACAAGGAGCUGGCUGUGGAGCAUGUUUUCAGGUAAGAUGUAAGGACAAAAGACUAUGCAAUACAGCAGGGGCCAAAGUGGUAUUAACAGAUCAAAAUUAUGAUGGUAGAGCAGAUUUUGUUCUCAGUAGAAAAGCUUUUUCAGCCAUGGCUUUAAAAGGAAAAGGUCAAGAACUUUUGAAUACUGGAAUUGUUGAUGUAGAAUACAAGAGGAUACCUUGUGGAUACAAAAAUAGAAAUUUGGCCGUACGAGUUGAAGAAUCAAGUUAUAAUCCAAAUUAUUUGGCUAUUAAACUUUUGUACCAAGGUGGCCAAACAGAGAUAGUAGCUGUCGAGAUAGCCCAGGUCGGUUCAUACGAAUGGGUGAGCUUAAGCAGAAACUAUGGGGCAGUUUGGGAUACAAAUAAAGUACCCCAAGGAGCAUUACAAAUGAGAAUGGCAUUUACUUCAGGAUACGAUGGAAAAUGGGUUUGGGCAGAAUAUGUUCUUCCUGCUGAUUGGAAAAUUGGAGUGAUUUACGAUACUGGAGUUCAAAUUUAUGAUAUUGCUAAAGAGAGUUGCUCUGCAUCACAAUGUGGUGAUAAACCAUGGAAAUAA
Molecule: messenger RNA, 792 nt
Organism: Benincasa hispida (wax gourd)
Lineage: Eukaryota; Viridiplantae; Streptophyta; Magnoliopsida; Cucurbitales; Cucurbitaceae
Product: expansin-like A3
Biological process (GO): sexual reproduction
Cellular component (GO): extracellular region; plasmodesma; plant-type cell wall
Source: RefSeq, a predicted model, not a curated record